Messenger RNA from Ostreococcus tauri, 789 nucleotides. Its product is annotated as Zinc finger, RING/FYVE/PHD-type. The transcript has 2 exons. The record is from RefSeq and is a predicted model, not a curated record. The coding region runs from base 1 to 789 and encodes 262 amino acids. NCBI's taxonomy places the organism in Eukaryota, Viridiplantae, Chlorophyta, Mamiellophyceae, Mamiellales, Bathycoccaceae.
AUGUGCGACGGCGACGGCUCGGACGUGGAGAACGACCGCUCGGUGUCCAACUCGGGUCGGUCCACCCCCGUGCGCGCGCAUCGCGCGCGCAAGGAGCGCGCGCACGGCGACGGCGCGCACGGCGCGCGACGAAACCCGUUGGCGAACGAGACGACGAACGCGGCGACGACGUCGCGCGUCGCGCGCGAGGAUGAGUCCUCGGCUUCGCUCGCGAGGCUGUUACAGGAGCAGGAGCGCGCGUACUUCAUGAUGCAAUUUGGAGAACGUGGUGCGGAUGCGGUGGUGGAGGACGCGCUGGUGGAGGACGCGCUGGUGGAGGACGAACGCGUGGUAGAGGAGAUGGAGGAGGAUGAAUCGCUCGCGUUGGCGAGGCAACUGCAGGAGGAGGAGGAACGCGCGUACAGGCAACGGAUGCUCGCUAUGGCGGGCAUCGACCCGGACGCGGAGGAAGAUUCCGAGGCGGAGGGCAUCGAUACGGACGCGAUGACGUACGAAGAGCUGUGUGAACUCGGCGAUACCGUGGGAAAGGUAUCGUGCGGGCUCACGGAGGAGCAGCUCGCGUCUUUGCCCGCGCGCAUCGUCGACGCAAAAGUGGCGGGGACAAAGUGCGCCGUAUGCUGCAUGGAAUUUGACCUAGGCGAAAGCGCGUGUCAACUCCCCAGGUGCGGUCACGUGUACCACGGCGAGUGCGUUGAGCCGUGGCUCAAAGAAAACAAGUCCUGUCCUACGUGUAAGACUGAAGUUUUCGAGGACAAGACGGAGAAGAAGACGGUGCGACGCGCGCUUUGA